This is a messenger RNA of Porites evermanni, 5982 nucleotides long. The record is from the annotation of a GenBank genome assembly. Lineage: Eukaryota; Metazoa; Cnidaria; Anthozoa; Scleractinia; Poritidae.
CGAACAUGGCGGCACUGUAGUUUAACUCAUUGAAAGUUUGUAUCAUCGCAUCUCUGGUACUUGCGUUAGGAUGCAAAGAGCCACUCGUAUGAAACGCGAACUCGAUAUUUUGUCGAGAGAACCUCCUCCUGGAAUCUCAUGUUGGAUUGUUGAUGACCAAAUUGACAAGCUUCAAGCAGGUUUUUUUUAUUUCUUACACCUAAGGUUUCUGCUUCCCUCCAAACUGGGUGGUGCAACAUGUUUACCAAGUGAAUAGCAAGUUUCAAGUUACGUCACAAAGAACACAGCAAUAAUCCCUAUCCCUUAAGCUUCACAGAAUUGAACGACACAACAGUGCAUGUAGUGACUUGGUAUUUCGAGCAUCACCCCCCAGUACAGGGAAAGACGAAUUAAACCUCUGAAUAUUAUGCUUGUUUAACUACCCGCUACAUCCCCCUCGGGCAUACCCCGUAAAUAUUCUAUUUUUUUUUUCAUAACCUACCUAUUGGUCUAUUCCCCUAUGCUGGGGCGCAUAGAAAGGGACAAUUCCCAAUACCGGGAACUGUUUGCAGUUAUUCAUAGCAGUGUUCCUAUUUUGCUAAGAAAAAGCAAAAAUGAUGGAGCUACCGGUAUAUGAAGAAACAUGCUAUUUAUGGACCUAGUCUGAGAUUAGUUUCUGUUUUACAUGAGAACGGUACAGUCUCAGAUUGGUACGAAAGUAACUCAUGUCGGGUCAGUGACCAGGACGAAGUCAGACUGGUCUGAGUUCAUUUUUAGGCUUACCCCAUGUAAACGCAUGAAAAGAAAUGUAGAAAAUAAAUGGAGAUCAAUACGAACUCAUACCAGUCUGAGUUUGUCUUGGUCUCAUGUAAUUACCCCCUUAGUCCCUUGGUGUAUGUCUGGUUGCCGAGUGGGUGUAUUAGACUGUUUUUUUAGGGACUUUAUUCUCUUUCCAGAAAUUGUUGGUUCAGAUGGAACUCCUUAUGCUGGAGGUUCUUUCAGACUAGAAAUACAUCUCCCUGAGAGGUGAGUGUAAUACUAUAGUGUCAGCUUCUACUUCAAAAAUUGGGAAAAUCCUAAUCAGGCCUUUUUGCAAGUAUCAAUAAAAAGGUGCCAAGAAAUAAUAACAAAGGUGGGUGUGCAUGUAGUGCUAACUUAGAGAUGAAAACACAAGAGUGAGAGUAAAAUUGUUGCCCACUUAAAGUUCAGAGCAAACUUAAAACAACUCAGUGAGACUGAGUGUGAUGUAAUAAUAGGCCACUUGCACUAAGAGGUCACGUGACCAAUACAUGUACUUCCUUCAAACAAUGAGUUGGAAUCUUGCUGAUGCCAAAAAUUGACAGAGCACAUAAAAAUUAUCUUACACCCGCACAUUUAGGGGAUAUAUUUUGUGGCACUUUAAUUUUUCAACAANUAGUCCCUUGGUGUAUGUCUGGUUGCCGAGUGGGUGUAUUAGACUGUUUUUUUAGGGACUUUAUUCUCUUUCCAGAAAUUGUUGGUUCAGAUGGAACUCCUUAUGCUGGAGGUUCUUUCAGACUAGAAAUACAUCUCCCUGAGAGGUGAGUGUAAUACUAUAGUGUCAGCUUCUACUUCAAAAAUUGGGAAAAUCCUAAUCAGGCCUUUUUGCAAGUAUCAAUAAAAAGGUGCCAAGAAAUAAUAACAAAGGUGGGUGUGCAUGUAGUGCUAACUUAGAGAUGAAAACACAAGAGUGAGAGUAAAAUUGUUGCCCACUUAAAGUUCAGAGCAAACUUAAAACAACUCAGUGAGACUGAGUGUGAUGUAAUAAUAGGCCACUUGCACUAAGAGGUCACGUGACCAAUACAUGUACUUCCUUCAAACAAUGAGUUGGAAUCUUGCUGAUGCCAAAAAUUGACAGAGCACAUAAAAAUUAUCUUACACCCGCACAUUUAGGGGAUAUAUUUUGUGGCACUUUAAUUUUUCAACAAAGUAGUAUGUUUUGUACAGAAUUUCGCACAUUCUUGAAAAGUCCUUGAAUUUUAGGGGAAGUCCUUGAAAAGUCCUUGAAUUCCAUUUUUCCUUGAAAAGUCCUUAAAUUUAGCAUUGGUCUAGUAAUUUUACAGUGCUUUUGCUGAUGUCAAUCAUUUAUCCCAUGUUGCCUUUGUGCUACGUGCAGUAGCUUUUUAACUUAGCUGUUUUUGUGCCCAGCCCUCCCUUCCAUCUGGAUGUCCUUUGGUAAGUAUCUGUGAUACUCUCCACUGAGGUCAAACUCAGUGUGAAAGCGCCUGGCGGUUGCCACCUCAGGAUCAUCAUGGUUACCUUCCUGGAUCACUAAAUGUUUUGCAACUCACUCAAUUUGACUAGGCACCUUCCCCACGCCAAACUAUUGUGGAUGGGUUUAACAAAAGCUGCACUUUAUGCAUUGCAUGAUGUGGGUAGCAAGUGCAACAUUGUAAACCCUCAAUGGUAAUGGUAAAUGAAAGAUUGUUUGUAUCAUUCAUUCAUUCGUUCAAUCAGGCUGCCUCAGCUGAGCUUGUUGCCCGGCCACCCAGUCCACUCUAUACGCCACUUUCACAUUUCCCAUAAUGCACCUUACUUGCCCCCCGAAAUUUUGCAUAACCUUUGUUUUUCAUUUCUCCUGAGUAUUACAGCCAUCCCCAGAGAAAUUGAAAACAAUGCUCAUGUAAAAUUUUGAGGGCAAAUAAGGUGCAUGAUGGGAAAUGUGGAAGUGGCAUAUUGCCCAUGCAGGUUGAGAGUUGGCUAGUGGAUGCUGCCCCAGUGUCCCUUAUCAGAGUGUCUAUGAAUAAAAGACACUAGGCAACCGCGUCAACCAUGUCCGUGUGUAUCAUUCAUUGCUUUUUUAAAAUGAAUUCAUUAUCUGCAGGUAUCCAUUCUAUCCUCCAAAAGUGAAGUUUGUAACAAAAAUCUACCACCCCAAUAUUGAUGGCAAUGGGCGUAUUUGCCUUGACACCCUUCAAAUGCCUCCCAAGGUAAGUUACACAAAAAACUGUAAAAACAUGCUUAGUAAGGAACAUCAGUCUGAAAAGAUUUUAACUUGAUACAAAAAUGUAUCUUACUGUAGUAGUCAUCAUAGCUUUGAAACCUUUUUUGAGAAACUAUAUGUUUUAAGAAAAAAAAAACAAUCACUGGCUUUAAUAAGCUUCAACAAAGUAAACACAGACAUGAAGUAUUUCAAUGUUGCAAACUGGACAGUAAUUUUGGUAUUGAGUCAAAUCCGUAUCUUACUUGCAUGUACGUGUAAGCUGUGACUUUCUCUUUAAAGUACUUAUAAUAAGAUUUUUUUGUUGUUGUUAAUUCUUAAAUAUGUGUAGAUAUGUAUCCGACAUUUAAAUUUGUCAAAAAUCUUGCAAAAUUUAUUUUUUGUCUCCAAAACACUGCAGAUUUUCUCCAAAAUGUCUGCCCUACUGCAUUGCCAAAUUAGUUAGUAUGAUGUAUAAAGAUCUGCAAGAAUGUAGAAUGAUUUACAAAAUGGCGGCAAAUAGGAUUGUUAUUGUCUACAACUCCCCAAUCAUCUUCAGAAUCUGCAUUAACUUUGCUAUACUUUUGUUACAGUCAGGUUAUUCCUUAAUUCGACAAAACAAACAAAAAAUUACCAGAAUCAGAAGCAAAGGCUGAGCAAAUCAACAUGAUGUCAUCAGCCUUAUUCUUUGAUCCUUUACUCAUUCACAGUCUCUGUGACAUUUUGGAAGAAGAAAAAGCAGACAAAAUUACAGAAAAUUUUAGGAGACACAUUUUAAAGUUCAAAAUCGUUAAUUAAACUUAUCUAAGUAUCAAAGUCAGUUUGACAAAAAUUGGUGUCAUAUACACUUAAAAAUAAAGUGUACCAUUAAUGCAAGGUCAUAUUUUGUUUAUUUUUUCAUGGGAAAUUCUUUUAUUUUUCUUGUACAAAAUAUAAUACAUCAUUUAAGUUGUUUACUUAAUUUUGUUAGGGAGCGUGGAAGCCAGCUUUGAACAUAUCAACAGUGCUAACGUCAAUACAGCUUCUGAUGGCAGAACCAAAUCCUGAUGAUCCACUUGUGGCAGAAAUUGUAAUUAUAAUAUUGUUACUUUGUACAUCAGUGGCUUUCAUUUCUUGUGAUAUGACAUGCGUUAUUAGCGAUCACAUAAUAUUUAACUUAUCAACUGUAAUAUCAACACAUAAUACUAUUAUUUGCAAUCAGUAUACAUAGUGUAUCAUGUUUGUCACAUGACCCAAGACUCUCACAAGUCUGUAGCUCAGUGGUAGAGCAUUUGGGCUGAUAGUCAGAAGCUCAUAGGUUUGACUUCUGCUAGAAAAAUUCAAAUUUUUUCUGAGUCACCUGCAUCACUGACUGUAGUAACAUAAUUCUCAUAUUCUUGAGGCUCAAAUUCACCAUAAUUGUGGUUUUAAAAAAUACCACUGGAUAUGUGCUUGACUAGCAGUAUAGUCAUAAUGACUGUCUCCUGUUGUGCAGACAUUUUGCCUAGUAACCUGAAAGUCUUUGGUUUGACUUAUGUUGGGCGAACUUGGACUUCUUUUUUUUCUUGUUGCCUGAGUGUGUGACUGGAAAAAAAACAUCUUGGUCAGAACUUCUUUUUACAUAAUUUUUCCUAUUGCCCAAUUGAGCAGAACUUAUUUAAAGUCGCUAUAAACCCUGAAAACAAAGAAAUACAUCUGAUUAUAAGCCUCCAUUCAAAUACAUUCAUUAAUGGCAGUUUAAUGUCGCUUUCUCUGCAGUCUGAGGAAUUCAAAUUCAACAGACCUCAAUUUCUUCAAAAAGCAAAGGAGUGGACUCAAAAAUAUGCAACAGGCCAUAAGAUAUCUGCAGCUGCAUCAGUGAAGGUAGUAAAUACAGCUGUAGUUCAGCAACUUGUGUUAUUAACAGAAUUUGUUUACAUUUGAUUUUGCUAUCAAACAUUGCCCUCACCUCUUAAAUGAAAUGAGUAAAGUAACUAUGUUACAUACAGAAACUCUUUGCUUAAAUAACAGUUAUGGAACAGACUAUGUUUAUUCAAAAUGGGGUAUCUAUUAGAUCAUUAUUUACAGUUAGUUGCCUGAAUGCUGAAGGGAUGCCUCUCUCCAGACUAAGCCCAGACUAAUGUCUUUCUAUACUGUGAUCAGGUUACAGGAUUCAAAAAAUAUAUAUAUAUAUUCCAGCUUGUCCUCUGGGCAAGCCGUUCUCCAUUUUGCUUUCCCAGGGCCACUUCCUGCUCAUCUUAGUUAAAGAUUUUGUUUGAGGAUAAAUUAAUUACCUGGACUCUUGCCCUUUGGUCAAGUAAGCUAUAAAACUUAGUUACCUAGCAAGAAAACCUGCUUGUCCCGGACUACCAGAUGGGACUUUUUUCGAGUCCUGAGGCUAUAGAGGAUCUCUUAGAGACAGCAAGACAAUGCCCAUAUUAUAAUUGUCAGAAACUGAAAGCAACAAGUUCUCUUUGAAUAAGCAGAUAAUCAGAUUUUUUCCUGGCAGAGACCCCUGUGGUUCGACGUUUCAGUCUCAUAAGCAACUUCCUUCCCAAGGAGAUCAGUAUUGGCUUUUGGUUGGUGGCUUAUGCAAAGUUAAACUGUAUUCAGUAAGUUGUUUUUUUUUUCUCUAUGUAGGGCUCUUUAGUUGGCCAAAGAGGUAAUGAAGAGAGCAGCAGUGAUUCAGAGGAGGCCAGUAGUGACGAAGAAAAUGCUGAAAAUAAUCCCCGUGUUUGCCGCACCCAGGGUACCAAGAGAGGCUCUUCUGCACGCCUCCCUAGUGAAUGCAAAAUUCUGAAACAAGCUAAUGCAUAAUUCAUGAUUAAUUAAGAAAUGAUAGUGAUAUUGUAAAUAAUUAUUGUAGAUUAUGAUCAAAAUGAAAAGAAAGAACCUCUUUGAUUUGAUCCCAAUAAUUAUAUAACCAAGGAUAAGAUUAGUGCGGUUCUUCUUAGGAUUUUGAAAAGACGUGGCUUACAACGGAAGGAUAGAGGUAAAAACUUAAAACUAUUUUGUCAAAACGAGUGGCAGUUGGAGAAAGCCAAACGAAAUUGAUACAAGUCCGCAGCUUAAAGAUCUGGGUUCUUUCUUCAAAGAAGCUGAGUAUG